GUCAUGCAGCCAUGCAUGCCGCCGAGCUCCAUCAGUCAACGCACGCCAUUGAUGCUUCUUCUCCGACCUCUCAAAUCCACUCAUUCCUUCCAACUUCCUCACUCGUUUCUUCAUCCAUGCCCUAAUCCAAACCCCAUUGAUGAGACUUGGGAGACUUUUACUAGUAGUACAAUUAGCUCUGUUUGCAAGCUUGGAAAUUUCAAAACUGGGACCCAAUCAUCAGCAUCUUAUCAAUUCUUCAUUUUUAGCAAGUGAAGAUUAGCUUUGCAAUGGUGGUGUUUGAGGCUUAAAAAAAAAGCUUCCAAAUGGAGAUUCAAGACAUAGAUGAAGAACGAGAUUGUUCGUCUGAUCCUAUUUUAACUGUUGCAGUAGCUGUUAAUGGAAGUAAAAACAGCAAAUAUGCUGUUAAAUGGGCAUUGGAAAAAUUCAUUCCAGAAGGGAGAGUUUCGCUCCUUAUAUUACAUGUUCGUCCAAAGAUCACAAGAGUUCCUUCUCCCAUUGGUUAUCUUCCAAUUUCGGAAGUGAGGGAGGAUGUUGCCUUAGCACAUCAGAAAGAUGUGGAGUGUAAAGCAAACAAAAUGCUUGUUCCUUACAAGAAAUUAUGUGCUCAGAGACAGGUAGAAGCAGAAACUUUAGUGAUCAAAUCAGAUAAUGUGGCAGAGGCGAUUUCAGAAGAGAUCAACAAAUUUAAAAUCAGCAAGCUUGUUAUAGGUGCUUCUCAACAAAAUAUCUUUAUGCGGAAAUAUAAAGAGAACCAAAUGUCAUCUAGAAUAUCCAAACAAGCACCUAGGUUUUGCAAUGUGUAUGUUGUUUCAAAAGGAAAGUUAUCAUCGGUCCGUCCACCAGCAUCAGGAACAGAUGACAGCCCUCGAGCUGAAAGCAAUUCAAGUUUCCGUUCGCUCGGCCAUUCUAGUGACUCUUUUAGUGUAAAGUCAGAAUCUUCAGAGACAGAUACAACGACAAGUGCCUCUUGUCACCUUGCUCCUCUUCCAACUCAACGUAGGCAGGCUCUUGCAGCUAUAAACUACAAAGCUCUUAAUAUGGGGCCUAUAUCUGGUGGCACCCUCACUUCAAGAAGUCUAUCUUGUUCUACUGAUGAAGAUUUUAGGAGCUUUGGAUCCAGCAUGACAGAAGAUCAAUUUACAGCUAGCUCAAUUUUUCAAUCUCAAAGCUUUCAAAUGGAUAAACAUUCACAGAAUUUUGAUCAGGCCUCGACAUCCAAGAGUGUAACUUCAGAAAACCAGUUCGAUGCCAGUUCUGAGCUUGAAAAGCUCAGAAUAGUACUCAAGCGUGUUCAAGGAAUGUGUCAGAUUACCCAGAGUGAAUCCAAUGAAGUUUCCCAGCAAAUAACUGAAUUAACCAGACUCCGUGAAGACAAAUUACUUGAAUUAAAACAACUCGAGUUGAAUGAAGAGAUACUGAUAGAAUCGGCCAGACAAGAAAUGGAAAGACAUGCAGCCACAGAAGCAGAGGCUGAGGUCGUGAGGCAAUGCGCAGAUGAGGAGGCCUCACAGAAGAGGAAUGUUGAGUUCAAUACUUCUCAAGAAACUGAUGAGAAAUAUAGCAAUGAGCGAUACAGAAAGUUUACAUGGGAGGAAAUAGAAACCGCUACCUCAUUAUUCUCUGAAGCUCUCCAAAUUGGCGCGGGAGCAAAUGGUAAAGUUUACAAGGGUAGCUUCCAUCAUACUGUUGCAGCAGUUAAAAUCCUGCACUCUAAUGAAAGUUAUGGAACCAAGCAAUUCAGACAAGAGCUUGAAAUUCUCAGUAGAAUUCAGCAUCCACAUCUACUGAUGUUACUUGGUGCAUGUCCCGAUCGAGGCUGCUUAGUUUAUGAGUUAAUGAAAAAUGGUAGCCUGGAAGAUAGACUAAAUUGCAAAGACAACACACCACCGCUUCCUUGGUACGACCGGUAUCGAAUUGCUUGGGAGGUUGCUUUGGCUCUUUCUUUCCUGCAUAAUUCAAAGCCAGAGCCGAUCAUUCACCGAGACCUCAAACCAGCGAACAUUCUGCUCGAUGAGAACUUUGUCAGCAAAAUCGGUGAUGUUGGCGUGUCAUCAUUAAUCCCAACUGUUAAUGUUAAUUCAUUGCUAUCUACAAUAUACAAGGAUACUGCACCGGUUGGUACAUUAUGCUACAUUGAUCCGGAGUAUCAGAGAUCGGGAUUAGUAUCCCCGAAAUCCGAUGUAUAUGCGCUUGGGAUUGUAAUCUUGCAAUUGCUGACAGCGAGACCACCGAUGGGACUAACACACAUUGUUGAGACAGCAAUUGAAGAAGGUACAUUAAUGGAUAUUUUAGACACCGGAGCAGGAAAAUGGCCGCUGGAGGAGACUCAAAAACUUGCAGCUGUCGGUCUAAAUUGCGCAGAAAUGAGACGUAAAGAUCGGCCUGACUUGGAAAAUCAAGUGCUUCCUUUUCUUGAAAGAUUGAAAAGAAUUGCAGACAAUGCUUGUGAUUUAGCUCAGCUCGCACCAUCUAUUCCUCCGAAUCACUUCAUUUGUCCACUGCUGAAGGAUGUGAUGGAUGAUCCUUGUGUUGCUUCCGACGGGUUCACAUAUGAGCGAAAAGAGAUCGAGCGUUGGUUCGGCAUGAGUGAUAAUUCCCCUAUGACAAAGUUAAAGCUUCCUGAUAAAAAUCUUGUGCCCAGUUUGUCACUACUUUCUGCAAUCAAGGAAUGGAAGAAAUCAAGAUCUCAAUGACAUCCAUUAUUUCUGCAUUGCCAGUCAUUAUUGUAAGUAUGUUCAUUAGUUGCAACUGUGUUUUUGUUGCAUGUUUCAAGUCUUCAAGAUCAUGUGCAAUAAUAGAUUUGUAUAUCUUUUAUGUAGACAUUUAGUUUAUUAUUAUAAAAUCACAAUCACAUUGA
Dioscorea cayenensis subsp. rotundata (Guinea yam) is the source of this 2860-nucleotide messenger RNA. RefSeq names its product U-box domain-containing protein 52-like. The coding region runs from base 306 to 2696 and encodes 796 amino acids. The record is from RefSeq and is a predicted model, not a curated record. Gene Ontology annotation, molecular function: protein kinase activity; ubiquitin-protein transferase activity; ATP binding. The transcript is spliced from 10 exons. Gene Ontology annotation, biological process: protein phosphorylation; protein ubiquitination. Lineage: Eukaryota; Viridiplantae; Streptophyta; Magnoliopsida; Dioscoreales; Dioscoreaceae.